AGCCUCGCCGCUUCCAAAGAAACUGGAGCAGCAGCUCGAUCCGCUCCUAAACUUAUGUCCCCUUCAGAUUUCCUGGAUAAAUUGAUGGGAAGGACAUCAGGAUACGAUGCCAGAAUCAGGCCCAAUUUUAAAGGUCCACCAGUGAAUGUGAGCUGCAAUAUUUUCAUCAACAGCUUUGGAUCUAUUGCAGAAACAACAAUGGAUUACAGAGUGAACAUUUUCUUGCGGCAGCAAUGGAAUGAUCCCAGGCUGGCCUACAAUGAAUAUCCAGAUGAUGCCCUAGAUUUGGACCCAUCCAUGUUGGAUUCCAUCUGGAAACCUGAUCUGUUCUUUGCUAAUGAGAAAGGGGCUCACUUUCACGAGAUCACUACAGAUAAUAAACUCCUGCGGAUCUCCAAAAGUGGCAAUGUCCUAUACAGUAUCAGAAUAACCUUGACCCUGGCUUGCCCCAUGGAUCUUAAGAACUUCCCUAUGGAUGUCCAGACAUGUAUUAUGCAACUAGAGAGCUUUGGUUAUACAAUGAAUGAUCUGAUAUUUGAGUGGCAAGAGAAAGGAGCAGUGCAGGUUGCUGAUGGAUUAACCCUGCCACAAUUCAUCCUGAAGGAAGAAAAGGACUUGCGCUACUGCACAAAACAUUACAAUACAGGCAAAUUCACCUGCAUAGAAGCCCGUUUUCAUCUGGAGAGGCAGAUGGGUUACUACUUGAUCCAGAUGUAUAUUCCCAGCCUGCUGAUUGUAAUUCUUUCCUGGAUCUCUUUCUGGAUCAACAUGGAUGCUGCACCUGCCCGAGUUGGUCUGGGUAUCACUACCGUGCUCACAAUGACCACACAAAGUUCUGGUUCUCGAGCAUCUUUGCCCAAGGUCUCCUAUGUUAAAGCCAUUGACAUCUGGAUGGCUGUAUGCCUGCUGUUUGUGUUCUCAGCCCUUCUAGAGUAUGCUGCUGUUAACUUUGUGUCUCGGCAGCACAAAGAACUACUCAGGUUCAGAAGAAAAAGGAGGCACCACAAGAGCCCUAUGUUUAAUAUAUUUCAGGAGGAUGACACUGGAGAAGGCAGGUUCAAUUUUUCCGCUUAUGGGAUGGGACCCGCCUGCCUGCAAGCCAAGGAUGGCAUCUCAGUCAAAGGAGCCAACAACAACAAUACCGCCAACCCAGUGCCGCCCCCUUCCAAGUCUCCCGAGGAGAUGCGCAAGCUUUUCAUUCAGCGAGCCAAGAAAAUAGACAAGAUCUCGCGGAUUGCCUUCCCCAUGGCUUUCCUCAUCUUCAACAUUUUCUACUGGAUCAUCUACAAGAUUGUCCGAAGGGAAGAUGUACACAAGCCAUGA
Molecule: messenger RNA, 1323 nt
Organism: Pseudonaja textilis
Lineage: Eukaryota; Metazoa; Chordata; Lepidosauria; Squamata; Elapidae
Gene: GLRA1
Product: glycine receptor alpha 1
Biological process (GO): chloride transport; monoatomic ion transmembrane transport
Cellular component (GO): postsynaptic membrane; plasma membrane
Molecular function (GO): extracellularly glycine-gated chloride channel activity; transmitter-gated monoatomic ion channel activity; transmembrane signaling receptor activity
Source: RefSeq, a predicted model, not a curated record